AUGAAUCGCCUCUUUGGCUCAAAGAGCACUGCUCCCAAACCCACUCUAAACAGUGCCAUAUCCAAUGUAGAUACACGAGUCGAUUCGAUCGACGUGAAAUUGGCCAAAAUCAACGCCGAGCUAUCCACCUAUCAGGCAAAACUGGCCAAAAUGCGCGAUGGGCCGGGCAAACAAGCCAUCAAGCAGAAAGCGUUGAAAGUCCUACAACGUCGCAAGAUGUACGAGUCACAACGCGACCAACUACAGCAACAGUCUUGGAACAUGGAGCAGGCCGGGAUGAUGCAAGAUAAUCUGAAGAACGUUAUGACGACGGUCGAUGCCAUGAAGACCACCAAUAAAGCUCUCAAGCAGCAGUACGGAAAGAUCAACAUCGACAAGAUCGAACAGAUGCAGGACGAGAUGGCGGAUCUGAUGGAGAUCGGGAAUGAGAUCAACGAGAGCAUCAGCCGAGCAUAUGAUGUUCCUGAAGAUGUCGAUGAGGCGGAAUUGGAUGCGGAGCUGGAAGCACUUGGAGAAGACAUGAUGUUUGAGCAGGAGAUGGGCAUAGGAGAGAGCACGCCUGGCUUCCUACAGGAUGAAGUCGCUCCACCUCAAUUUGUGGACGAGCCUCCGGAGCAAGGCAAAGUCAAGGAGGCGGCCGGUGGUAUUGGCUAA
Molecule: messenger RNA, 654 nt
Organism: Exophiala bonariae
Lineage: Eukaryota; Fungi; Ascomycota; Eurotiomycetes; Chaetothyriales; Herpotrichiellaceae
Exons: 2
Coding region: 1-654 (217 amino acids)
Biological process (GO): vesicle budding from membrane; late endosome to vacuole transport via multivesicular body sorting pathway
Cellular component (GO): multivesicular body
Source: RefSeq, a predicted model, not a curated record